AUGACCACUCGCCGCCCCGUGCCAGCCAGCCAGCAGCUGGGGGCGCGGUGGAUGCUGACCACGUACGUGACCUGCUGUUUGCCGACUGGGACGCGUGCUUCGUGGAAUCAGCGACGAUCCUGCGUAUCCUUUGCGACGGCCCCGCAGCCGCCUUCAAUGCCUCUUGCCAACCCACCGCCCCUUCAUGACACGAUCGCAGCAGCGACGUCGAAAACCACCCGCGAGGACUUCGCCGCCGCCUUUGCACGUGCUACAGCGGACGUAGCCGAUGACCUGCUGCAAGGAAGCAGCUGCGCUACCCAUUUUCAGCGGUCGGCCCACCUUUCGGCCUGGACCGAGUACCUCGUCGGGCUACGCGACGUACCCCCUAGCAACACAGCUGAGGGACCUCAGCAGAGCCGCGGUGCCUCUAUGAGGGCCUCGUCCUUUACCGCCGGGUCUCCUCUGACCGACGACUUUGCGGCUGCACAGGACAUGUUUCUGCACCAUAUCUUCGACGAUGUUAAGGAAGCCGCGUUGUACUCGACCACUCGCCGGCCAGAGGCUUUUUUGCGCCCUGAGCAAGCGGCAACCGACGGCGCUCCUGCGGGUGGGUUUCAGUGGCAGCUUAUGCCGCUAGCAGCGGCGCUGAAGGACAUGGAGGUUGUCCUACAGGAUAUGCUCCUGUGGGAGCAGGGGGGUCGUGUCAAAGGUGAGUCGGCCGGGUUCCCCACCAACUCUGUGGUCGCGUUUUGGCGCGCCAUGCUGGAGCAGGCAUUCCUCGGGCAGUACUGUGAGCUUGCGGCGCUGAAUGACGGCGACGUGGCAGCAACCGGUGCGCCGCAACACUGGCUGCAAAACAUCUACCCUUAUGACUACUCCCGGCAACCGGCAGGACUGCGACGGCGUCUCGAGCGCGGUAUCCGUGCGCUUCUAUGCUCAUCUGCCUACACACUUCACAUGCACUGGGAGCAGCACAUGGCGCGCCACCCUCCCUCGGAUGGCGCGGCAAAGAUCUUGGGGCUCGAGUUUGUCAUGCUUUGGUGGUGGGCUAACCCUGAUCAGAUGCCAAUUGAGGUAUCCCUCGCUGCUGCUCGACUGCCGCCACCGACGCAGCAGUCGUUGCGACAGCGAGAGUCGCCGGCGGAGGCGGCUGCUCUGGGACACCACAGCGAUGGCAGGCACCCAGCAGCGCCACCGCGGCGAGCAGUGGAUAUUCCAAUGGCACCGCCAUCUGUUGAACAGCACUUGCAGCGCUACAUCGUUCACCAUUUGGGCUGGGGGAGCGCCGGUGCGCAUACCCAUCCUCAGGAUGUGCAGCAACAGCGGCGUCGCCAUGCUGUACUCCGCGACGGUGGUCUUCUCUGCCCGGCAGCGGUGUUCCCUCCAGCAUACCAAGACGCGCUCCGCGCGCACUUGGCCCGCGUGCGCCACAGGAAAAACCUGACGACAUGCCCAUUGUUCCUGCGGUUGGUGGAGGUGGCUCUGGCGGUGGCCACAUCCGACGCGGCGGCCUUAAGUGGAGGCAACGUGCCAAGCUCGUCCACGCACCCGGCCCAAUGCAAGCCUCUGAGCGCGGCUGCCCGUCGCGGUCGAGAAAUCGCCAUCCAGCUUUGCCAAGAGUGGCUGUGGCCAGUGGUAUGCGGCCGCACUUCUCCACUCACGAUGUCAUCGCUGGGGCAGCCGCCCCACAGCUGUAGCGCCGCCGUCGCGCACGCGCCGCCACACGCCGAGUCGAUGGAGACAUUUGAGGAUUGGGCUGUGCUGAUAGCAGCCGUGGUGGCGGUGUCGCAGGUGCGCGGCAACCUGCUCGCGUUGCGGCGUGCGGGCGGAGUGAGUAUGCGAGGAAGGCCUGAAGUGGCGCAUUGCGCGACCUUCUCCGGAGCCGGUGGUAGCAACACUGAAGAGCCGGCUGCUGCGACGUUGGACAGGAGCACGAGCCUCGCUCACGUUCGUGACCGCCUCUAUAUGCCUCUGAUGCGAGUCUUGCUAGCCGACCCCGAAGAUGUGUCGUCGAGUGACGGCGAGCAUCCUGUCGAUGCCUACGGUGCGACAGUGCGAGACGACAUGCCUGGCUGGGUGGCACUUGUAUUCGCGCGCGUGUCCGCUUGCUUCGAGGAGGCAGGGAUGCUGCAACGUGACGUAGCCCGCCAGCCUGCGACCCCUGCGCGGCUCUGGUGCCUUCUCUUUCACGCCAUGUGUGACGCUUUCCCCAGCGUCUUUCAUUCGGGCAACACCGUGACGGUCAUGUGGACGCUGCUGGCGCUCGAGGGAGUUUGUGCGGGGCCGUCGCUCUACUACAGCACGUAUCGGGCGACGAAUGCUGGCAAAACACAGACGAUGUCAGCGUGGUUGAACACGCUGGCGGCUUGGAACGGCUCCAGAGUACAUGCUACCGAGCUUGCCCUGCUGGAGAAACUCCCAAGCUGCGCCGAUGAGAGCGAGGCUGUGGCUGCAUGCGCGCUAUGCCCGCGGAUGGAAAGGUGCCAGCGGACCGCGUUUGUUCUCUCGACUGCCGUGGUCGAAACUUCAGCUAACGACGGUGGCCUGAAACACUCAGUCGAAGCGUCUACGGCACACUCGCGGCAAGGGAGGAGGCACAGUAAAGUGACAUCUCUUCCCUCAUUCGCCAGUGCCUUGUCUCCUGCAUUACCGCUGCAGCGGAGCUCUGCAGCUGCACUCGCCCAAGCGCGGGCCCAUCUCACAUCCUGCGCGGAGCUCUCUGAGGAGGUGGUGACGGUUUCCAUCGAAGUCUUCCGGCGAUACGCAACGCUCCCAGUGCCGGUACCUGGCGUGGAGACGCUGCCCUCCAUCGAGGCUGCUGCAUCGGUGUCCCACGUGGGAGAGGAGCGGCACCGCCAUAACGGCGGCAGGCUACCGACAGAAGCGGCGCUGUUGCGGCCUCGGGGGCACCCAUCGUUGAUGGUGCUUCUCCGCCUUCUUCAGGUGGUGGCCCUGUUCGGUGAAUCCGGAAACCCCCCGUCUGUCGGCGAUCCUGGUCUUGUCCAAUGCGUAGUGGAUGAUGUGAUAAGUGCAUGUCAUCCUAUGGUUGCCGUGUACCUGCGCAAGCUGCGCGUCUACGCGGCGGCGGUGUCAGGGAGAAGCGGUGCCUUGGCGCUGCUACACAACGAAACACUGCAACGUGCACUAGAUAGCCUCCCUCCCUCACUGGGGCGGCAGCGUCUCGUGAAGGCGUUGCUGUGGUCUGGACUACCAGCCUCCGCGUUGGAGGAAGGAAAGGCGACGGAGGCAGCGGUGUACGGCAGCGGCUCUCUUGCAUGGUAUGUACUGGAGAGAAAUCAACAGCGGUUCCUGACCUUUAACCGACACAACACGUCUGCUGCCGCUUCCAUCGACACGACGGACGACAGACACCACAGGCGGCAGCCAUUCUCCACCGACGAGGGAAGCGAAAUAGGCAGCGGCGCAGGCGAUGGCACGAACAGUUUCGCAGAGGUGGUGUCUUGCUUGGAUGAGGUUGUGAGGCACCUUUGGCAGUUGGCGAUCGCUAUCCCAGACACGGCCCGUGUUGCCCUCUGCCUUCACCCGUACGUGAGCAAUGGCGUGGUAAAGCGCAGUGACCUAGACACAGCCGUGAACUCCCCGGAAACGGCCGUCAAGUGGUCGGAUGAAGGAGCGUCGGUGGCAACUAGCUGCGACAGCGAUGGGGUGACCGACAAUGAACCCGACCCCGCUCGGGCGAGCAGUGGUGAAGACACAUUACCAGCCUUGCCCACCGCAGCCGCUAGCAAAGACAUACCCGAUGCGUUGGAGUACGAAAGCAGCGCCCUCCUGGAAAGCACAGCGGACGAGUGCCUCGACGCCGAAGUCGAUGGGGCCAACGCUACUGCGGACUGGGGCACGAGCACUUUGCACGUGGUGGAUGACUUCGACGACGACGUGGCGGCCGUCGUGCCUGCAGCAGAGGAUGCACACGCACCACUGACCGCCGCCUCGCUGUGGGACUCGCGCGCGGCGGUCAGGUCUUCCGUGACCCGCGAAGCAACGCACCGUGAAGACGGCAUCAUACCCAUGGACAGCGAUGACGAACCUGUCGUAAAACAUGAGGGCUCGACGGAAGGCGCAGACAGCUGCAACACACCCACGGACUAUGACGACUACCGCGCAUUGGCACACGCGCUGCUACUCGCCACACCCGCGGCGCAGCACAUCUUCUAUUCGCUGCUCGAGGUGCUCUCUUGGAUAGUCACGCCGCAGAGCUCUUCGACAGACAGAACGACGAGUUUGGCGCGCGUCUGCCCUCUAGGCCAUGCGCAACUGCCGGGUGACAUUGGCCACCAUUGGCGCACACGACUGGCUGCCAAUUACGGCAAGUGCGUCUCUGUGUGGCAGGCACACUGUCAUCUCACAAGUGCAAGUACAGCGGCCACGCCGGGGGCGGCAGUAUUGUGUCGCCCACAGGCCAUGGAGCGUGUCGCCCUUCUCCUUUUGCAGUCGUGCCCUGACGUCUAUGUUCUGGGGUUGCUACUGCUUGCUAUGGCAGGUGGUACAGCGGAUACUCAGCACGUGUCGCGCACGGCAGCGGAAGCGUUUGCGCGUCGACUUCGGCGAACUGGCUCCCUGCUCCCAUGGUCUGUCGAGUCGUCUCUGGCGCAGCUUCUUUAUCACGCCGGUGUGACAGCUGCGAGUGUGCGACGCUGGCGCAUGGCGCGUGGGUUAACAGGCGGCUCGGCGUCCCGCUGCGGCACGGUUGGCGCUGCCUCUGCAGCUCUUCUGCAUGUUGUGGACCAUCGAAGGCUGCUGCAGCGCGUGCAAAACGAACGGUGCACGGUGAACGGUGGCGGCGGCACUAGUGAUGCCGAUUACGAGGUGAAGCGUGAUCUGCUGCUGAGCAUGGGCAACCUGCUCCUCUGCUCUCUGGAGCAGCGGGGUGCUGCAGGGUCGCAGUGCCGUGUAUUGUACCGGCACAAUGCAUAUGUGAACGAGUUUCUUCUUCACCGCAUGCCCACCGCCGCAGCAGCAGGACUUUCGCCAUCGUCGUCGUCGUGGCCGAAUAUGCCCAUCACCGCCCUACGCGUCCUUCUCCCGUCUGCGCAGCUGACCACGCCAUCGCCGAGCAGUAUGCCGCCGCAACAGGUUGUCUCUCUGAGAAUCGCGUGGCAGCGCCGCAUGGGGCGUUCAGAGAGGGCCGCCCUCCGAAGCUGCUUCCGUGGCACAUAUGCCUGUGUCACUCAGGUACCGCACCACGGCGGCUACUGCGACGACUCCACUUCCGUAGAGCAAAAAAAGCGGUGCGGCGACGACAAAGAAUACGCCGCAGCAUUCGCGUGA
Molecule: messenger RNA, 5271 nt
Organism: Leishmania mexicana MHOM/GT/2001/U1103
Lineage: Eukaryota; Euglenozoa; Kinetoplastea; Trypanosomatida; Trypanosomatidae
Exons: 1
Coding region: 1-5271 (1756 amino acids)
Source: RefSeq, a predicted model, not a curated record